Messenger RNA from Musa acuminata subsp. malaccensis (wild Malaysian banana), 6450 nucleotides. Its product is annotated as callose synthase 7. Gene Ontology annotation, cellular component: plasma membrane; 1,3-beta-D-glucan synthase complex. The record is from RefSeq and is a predicted model, not a curated record. Gene Ontology annotation, molecular function: 1,3-beta-D-glucan synthase activity. Gene Ontology annotation, biological process: (1->3)-beta-D-glucan biosynthetic process. NCBI's taxonomy places the organism in Eukaryota, Viridiplantae, Streptophyta, Magnoliopsida, Zingiberales, Musaceae.
GUCGUCUUUUUCUUUUCCUGCCCUCUCUUCUUUUCCUGUAGCUCAUUCCUUCCUUCGAUCCCCCCAACGCCAAAUCGAAAGCCGAAAAAGAACAGAACAGCUGGUGGAGCGCAAAAAGGAAAAGCUAAAGACAGUAUUCUACCACAAAAAAGCCCUAAAAGAUGGCUGCAGUGCUGCCGUCUCUCCUCCUCUUCAUUCAUCCAGACACGACGGAGGAGGCCAUACAAGUAGCGAUGGUGCGUGACCCCUCCGUGACUUCUUUGCCUGGAACGAGAAGAAGAGAAGCGAGAAAGGAAAAGAAUUGAGGUAGGGCGAGAUGGCGAGCAGCAGCAAGCACGGAGGAGGGGAGGGCGCCGGUGUGCCUAAGGUGGUGAAAGCACCCUCUAGGAAGAUUACGCGGAUGCCGACGAUGCUGGACGUGCAGCAGGAGGAGGAUGCGCCUGCCCCGCCCGACAGCGAGCUCGUCCCCCCCUCCCUCAACGCCAUCGUACCCAUCCUCCGCGUCGCCAACGAUAUCGAGAGCCUCAACCCUCGUGUCGCCUAUCUCUGUCGCUUUCAUGCAUUUGAGAUGGCCCAUAAUUUGGAUCCUAAAUCAGAUAAGCGUGGUGUUCGUCAAUUCAAAACAUAUCUCUUACAUAGGCUGGAAAAGGAUGAAGAGGAAGUAAAGCCGCAACUUGCCAGAAGUGAUCCGAAAGAAAUACAAAGGUUCUAUCAGUAUUACUAUAAUGAUUUCAUCAAGGAAGGAUCUGCCAAAAGCAAACCCGAGGAGAUGACUAAACAUUAUCAGAUUGUAUCUGUAUUAUAUGAUGUGCUGAAAACUAUAGUACCUCCAGAUAAAGUUGAUGAUGAGAUAAAAAGGUGUGCUAGAGAAGUCGAGAGAAAGAAAAGUCACUUUACACCCUAUAACAUUCUUCCUCUUCAUGUUUCUGGUGGUGCAUCUGCAAUCAUGGAGCUUCCAGAGAUAAGAGCAGCAGUGAGUGCACUACGUAAAGUGGAUAAUCUUCCAAGGUCUAGACGACAGCCGUCUACCAGUUCACAGCCUGAAGCUGAUGGAAUCCUCGUGUUUGACGAUGGGGAAAGUUCUGUUCAUGAUUUACUCGACUGGCUUGGUUUAAAUUUUGGUUUUCAAAAAGGAAAUGUGGAUAAUCAACGUGAGCACUUGGUUUUGCUACUUGCAAACAUUGACAUGAAGAAAAAGGCUCUGGAAGAAUAUUCCCUUUUGGAUGCCAAUACGGUCGAAUCUCUGAAAAAGAAAGUCUUCAAAAAUUAUGAGUCAUGGUGUAAAUAUUUACAAUGUGAAUCGAACAUUAAAACAAUUUUGCCUGGUUCGAAUGAUCAAAGGCGUCUCAGUGAUGCUGAGUCACAACAGUUGGAGCUUCUUUACAUUGGAUUGUAUUUUCUUAUUUGGGGUGAAGCUUCCAAUGUUCGGUUUAUGCCUGAAUGUCUGUGUUAUAUCUUCCACCAUAUGGCAGAUGAGCUCUAUGGAACUAUAAUUGGCAAUGUCAAGUCUGCUAGUGGAGGUGUUUUUGAACCUGCAUAUAAAGGUGAAAGGUCAUUUUUGCGGGAUAUUGUGACUCCCAUCUACAACGUCCUGCUUAAGGAAGUCCAAAGGAGCAAAAGCAGUACUCUUAGCCAUUCACGAUGGAGAAACUAUGAUGAUCUGAAUGAAUAUUUUUGGUCCAAAGAUUGCUUUGAUAAAUUGGGAUGGCCAAUGGAUACUCGCGCGGACUUUUUCAUGGAUUCAGUGUCCAUACACCCAAAAAUUGAUGAUAAGUUUUUUGCAGAUUCAGAGGCCAUACACCGAAAAACUGAGGUUAAGUUUUUCACAGAUUCAGAGGCCACACACCCAAAAACUAAGAAUGACCAAUCUCUUAGAGGAAAGAGGAAACCCAAAACAAAUUUUGUUGAAAUUCGUACUUUUUGGCACUUAUUCAGAAGUUUUGAUCGCAUGUGGACAUUCUUUAUAUUAGCCUUCCAGGCCAUGCUCAUCAUUGCAUGGAGUCCCUCGGGAUCACUGACAGCAUUGUUCGAUCCAGAUGUUUUUAAAAGUGUUUUAAGUAUCUUCAUAACUGCUGCACUGCUAAAUUUUUUUCAAGCUGCUCUUGAUAUUAUACUUAGCUGGAAGUCAUGGGGAAGCAUGCAAUGCAGCCAAAUAUUUCGAUACUUACUAAAGUUUGCAGUAGCAACUGCAUGGAUAAUAAUUCUUCCAUUAAGCUAUUCUAGCUCUGCCCAGAAUCCUACAGGACUCACAAAAUUCUUUAGCAACUGGGCAGGCGAUUGGAGAAGUCAGUAUCUUUACAGUUAUGCAAUUGUCAUAUACAUGUUACCAAAUAUAUUGGCUGCUAUGCUGUUCAUGCUUCCACCUCUUCGGAGGGCCAUUGAACGCUCCAAUAGGGUUGUUAUUAUUUUUCUCAUUUGGUGGGCACAGCCACGGUUAUAUGUAGGAAGGGGCAUGCAUGAAGGCAUGUUCUCGCUUCUCAAAUAUACACUUUUCUGGAUUCUGUUGCUCAUCAGCAAACUUGCAUUUAGUUACUAUGUUGAGAUAAACCCUCUGGUUGAACCAACCAAGACAAUAAUGGAUUUAGGAGCUGGAACGUAUGAAUGGCAUGAAUUCUUUCCAUACUUGCAACAUAAUAUUGGUGUUGUUAUAACUAUAUGGGCACCAAUUGUCCUGGUUUAUUUUAUGGAUACUCAAAUAUGGUAUGCUAUUUUCUCUACUAUAUUUGGGGGUAUUCAUGGGGCAUUCAGCCACCUGGGUGAGAUCAGGACAUUGGGAAUGCUAAGGUCUAGAUUUGAGUCAGUGCCAUCUGCUUUUACUGACCGCCUUAUGCCAUCAUCGGAGAAUGAAUUAAAAGGAAAUCAGGAAGAGAUUGAGAGACGGAACAUAGACAGGUUUUCUCAUAUAUGGAAUGCAUUCAUAGACUCUCUACGGGAUGAGGACUUAAUCAGCAAUAAGGAGAAAGACUUGCUGCUUGUGCCAUAUUCUUCAGGCAAUAUAUCUGUUGUACAGUGGCCUCCUUUUCUUCUUGCGAGCAAGAUUCCCAUAGCACUUGAUAUGGCAAAAGAUUUCAAGAGAAAAGGUCAAGGGGAGUUAAAAAAGAAGAUAAAAUACGACAACUACAUGUUUUCAGCAGUAAUCGAAUGCUACGAGACAUUAAGAGAUAUUCUUAUCAACCUUUUGAAUGAUGAAAAGGAACGAAUAAUUAUAAGUCAGAUUUGCUCUAAAGUUGACUCCAGUAUUGAUGAUAAUAGUUUUCUUGAGAGUUUCCAAAUGAGUGAGCUGCUCCAGCUCAGCAACAAAUUGGAGAAGCUGCUAAAUCUUUUGAAACUUGAAUAUGGGGAAAUUGAAUCAUUUAAGACACAGAUCAUCAAUGUGCUGCAAGAUAUAAUGGAGAUCAUUACACAGGAUGUGAUGAUUAAUGGACAUGGCAUAUCUGGGGUAGCAUAUGAAUCAGAUAGGAAGCAAAUGUUUACAAAUUUAAGGCUAGAACUAAUGGAGGACAUAUCCUGGAGGGAAAAGGUUGUGAGGCUCCAUUUGCUUUUAACAGUCAAAGAAUCUGCAAUAAAUGUUCCAAUAAAUCUGGAUGCUCGCCGUCGAAUUACUUUCUUUGCCAACUCCCUGUUUAUGAAGUUGCCGGAUGCUCCAAAAGUUCGUAACAUGUUCUCUUUCAGUGUCUUGACUCCUUUCUAUAAAGAAGAAGUUCUUUACUCCGAGGAGGAACUUAGAAAACAAAAUGAGGAUGGGAUAUCAAUAGUGUUUUAUCUGCAGAAAAUAUAUCCAGAUGAGUGGAGGAACUUCUGCGAACGCAUAAAAAGUGACCCAAAUGAUGAAGAAUUAAAGAAUCAUAUGGAUGACUUACGUCACUGGGUUUCUUACAGAGGCCAGACUCUUUCUCGAACAGUGAGAGGUAUGAUGUACUACAGACAGGCUCUUAAGCUUCAGUGCUUCCUAGAUAUGGUGCAGGAUCGUGGUCAGUUAUCAUCUAUUUUGGGGGACCGGAGGACACUCUCACUAGAACAACAUACUGAUGACCAGAAGAAUCUUCAUGCACGUUCACUUGCUAUUGCUGAUAUGAAAUUCACCUAUGUUGUAUCAUGUCAGGUUUAUGGAUUGCAGAAAAAAUCCCGUGAAGCUAAGGACAGAAGUUGCUACAAUAAUAUUCUUAACCUCAUGCUUAAGUUUCCAUCAUUACGUGUUGCUUAUAUAGAUGAGAUUGAAGAAAUUGUGGGUGGAAAACCACAGAAGAUUUACUAUUCUGUUCUUGUUAAGGGCACUGAUAAGCACGAUGAGGAAAUUUAUCGCAUCAAACUACCCGGGAAACCAACAGAUAUUGGUGAAGGGAAACCAGAAAACCAGAAUCAUGCAAUAAUUUUCACCAGAGGGGAAGCACUUCAGACCAUUGAUAUGAAUCAGGAUAAUUACCUGGAAGAAGCAUUCAAGAUCAGAAAUACUUUGGAAGAGUUCGGACGUAAGCAUCGGCCCACAAUAUUGGGUCUCCGUGAGCAUAUCUUCACUGGAAGUGUUUCUUCUCUUGCCUGGUUCAUGUCCAACCAGGAGACCAGCUUUGUGACUAUUGGGCAAAGAAUUCUGGCAAACCCUCUCAAGGUUCGCUUUCAUUAUGGACAUCCUGAUAUUUUUGAUAGAAUAUUUCACCUUACUAGAGGCGGCAUAAGUAAAGCAUCGAAAACCAUAAAUCUGAGUGAGGAUAUUUUUGCAGGAUUUAACUCAACUUUACGUGGGGGAAAUGUUACACAUCGUGAAUAUAUACAAGUCGGCAAGGGACGUGAUGUGGGAAUGAAUCAAAUUUCCCUUUUUGAGGCAAAGGUGUCAAAUGGAAAUGGGGAACAAACAUUGAGUCGUGAUGUUUAUCGUUUGGGACGAAGGUUUGACUUCUAUAGAAUGCUGUCCUUUUACUUCACCACAGUGGGAUUCUAUUUUAGCAGCAUGGUAACUGUACUUACUGUCUAUGUGUUCCUAUAUGGGCGGCUAUAUUUAGUUAUGAGUGGUUUAGAAAGGUCAAUUUUGGAGGAUCCACGCAUUCAGCAAAAUAGCAAGCCUCUUGAAAAUGCUCUUGCUUCACAAUCGGUCUUUCAACUGGGCUUGUUACUGGUACUGCCGAUGGUAAUGGAAGUUGGUUUAGAGAAGGGAUUUCGGACAGCUAUUGGUGAAUUUAUAUUAAUGCAGCUGCAACUGGCCCCCGUUUUCUUUACCUUCCAGCUUGGAACUAAAGCCCAUUAUUAUGGGAGGACAAUACUGCAUGGAGGUGCAAAAUAUAGAGCUACAGGUCGUGGUUUUGUGGUAUUUCAUGCAAAGUUUGCUGAUAACUACCGGAUGUACUCCCGCAGCCAUUUUGUUAAAGGAUUGGAACUGUUGAUACUGUUGGUUGUCUAUGAAGUAUAUGGAUAUUCAUAUCGAAGCUCAACUUUAUACCUGUUCGUCACGUUUUCUAUGUGGUUUUUGGUGGCUUCAUGGUUAUUUGCACCUUUUGUAUUCAAUCCUUCUGGAUUUGAUUGGCAGAAGACAGUUGACGAUUGGACAGACUGGAAAAAAUGGAUGGGAAACCGUGGAGGGAUUGGUAUUCCAAUAGAUAGUAGUUGGGAAUCAUGGUGGGAGAGUGAACAUGAGCAUUUGAAGCACACCAGUAUACGUGGCCGCGUUCUCGAGAUCAUCCUGGCUCUACGCUUCUUGCUCUUCCAGUAUGGAAUUGUUUACCACCUUAAUAUAGCUCAUCACAGCAAAAGCGUGCUGGUUUAUGGACUGUCAUGGCUGGUGAUGUUGACUGUGCUAGCAGCUCUGAAGAUGGUUUCCAUGGGGAGGCGACGGUUUGGUACUGAUUUCCAACUUAUGUUCCGCAUCCUCAAAGGUCUUCUCUUCCUCGGGUUUGUAUCGGUCAUGACCGUGUUAUUCAUCGUCUGUGGGCUGACGAUAUCAGAUGUCUUUGCUGCAUUGCUGGGCUUCAUGCCAACCGGCUGGUUUCUCCUUUUGAUUGGGCAAGCAUGCAGACCUCUUUUUAAGAAGACGGGAUUCUGGGAUUCCAUCAAGGAGCUGGGGAGAGCAUACGAGUACGUAAUGGGACUCUUAAUCUUUGUGCCGAUCGUUGUCCUGUCGUGGUUCCCCUUCGUUUCCGAGUUCCAGACUCGCUUGCUGUUCAACCAGGCAUUUAGUCGUGGUCUGCAGAUCUCCAUGAUUCUUGCUGGCAGGACGGACAGCGUUAUAAGAAUCGCCUGAGCUUUCAUGCCGCAGCUGACCUCCGGCAAACUGGUUGUAUGAUUUCUGAAUUCAACAGAGUGAAAGGUGUUCCAAGCACAAAUUUGUUUUUGUAUUUAGGCAAGAAAUUACAGCCUGCCUACUCGAUGGAUUCCAAUAUCUAUUUUCUUGGUGUUUGCUAAUAAUAUGACUUAAAGAUCGUGUCUGAUGUACUCAAUUAAGCCUUAAAUAUGUUAUCCUUA